AUCCAAACUGUCUUGCAAACAAAUAAGGAAAUGUCCACUGGUCGCCAAAAGGAUACGGCAACUUUCAGAGGAUAAAGUUACAGUUAGAGGGUCACAAGGUCAUGCUGGAACUGUCCCAAUGUCCAUGCGCCAGGAUCCUAUGACUGCUGCUGCGGAACAAAUUGUAGUCUUGGAAAAGCUCUGUAAACAUCCUGAGGAAUACCUCUCUUAUGAUGGUCAUUGCACUGAUUCAACAGUGAAAUCACUGUCAAGCUCACUUGUGUGUACUGUUGGAGAGAUAUCUACAUGGCCAAGUGCCAGUAAUGUCAUUCCAGGCCAGGUUACGUAUACGGUUGAUAUACGAGCAAUUGAUGACCUCGGACGCGAAGCUGUUAUCUAUGAUUUAUCCAAUCAAAUCUAUCAAAUAUGUGACAAGCGUUCAGUUUCCUGCAUUAUUGAACACAAGCAUGAUGCAGGUGCUGUGAUGUGUGAUUCUGAGUUGAGUUCACAACUCAAAUCUGCAGCUUAUUCUGCACUAAAGAAGAUAGAGGGUGACAUUCAGGAUGAUGUGCCAACAUUAAUGAGUGGAGCAGGGCAUGAUGCAAUGGCAAUAUCUCACUUAACAAAGGUUGGAAUGCUGUUUGUGCGUUGUCGUGGUGGCAUAAGUCACUCUCCACAAGAACAUGUGCUAGAUAAUGAUGUUUGGACAGCUGGUUUAGCAACCUUAUCAUUUCUGGAAAACCUAUGAGAAGAGGUGAUAACUGUGUAAAGUAAUAAAUAGAUGUUAUAGCCUGUAAUUAUAGGUUAAUUUAUUGAGUUAAUUCAUGAGUUAACUCUUUCUUUAGUUGCUUGUGUCUUCUUAUAGUUGUGUAAUUGAAUUUUUGGUUUUAGUUAUCCUGAUAUCAGGAAACGGCCCAAAGUUGUUGUGCAUGUUCUUUGCCAUUGUCAGAUUAAACCUUAUGACUUAUUUUAUUUUUCAGUUUAAUAGGUAUAUAUUGUACGUGUAAAACUCAUUUUAGGAUAUCAUCCAUGCUAUGAUAAAAUUCAACAAACUUAUCAUACAUGAUAGUUUGUUAUUGAAUAA
Messenger RNA from Cajanus cajan (pigeon pea), 1063 nucleotides. NCBI's taxonomy places the organism in Eukaryota, Viridiplantae, Streptophyta, Magnoliopsida, Fabales, Fabaceae. The record is from RefSeq and is a predicted model, not a curated record.